AUGGGGAUUCUCUCAUGGUGGAAAGGCAACAAGGAUACUACUUCCUCCGGCACCGGUUCUGGUUCGAAAAUAACCGAGAAACCUGAGUCUAAGGCAAUUGUUUCAACGGAGAAAGCAGCCGAAGAAGUUCCCGGCAUGAAUGGCGCGGUGGAGGUCUCUCGACCUGGUCCAAACGUGGACGUGACAGUUUUUGAAUUCGGUUCUAUUGCCGCUUCAUCUGAUAAGGUAACUCUUGCCGGCUACUGCCCCGUAUCCGAUGACCUUGAACCCUGCCGUUGGGAGAUUCUGCCAGCCAGCGGCUCCGAUGCACCUCAAUUUCGCGUGGUGUUCUAA
Lactuca virosa is the source of this 333-nucleotide messenger RNA. Lineage: Eukaryota; Viridiplantae; Streptophyta; Magnoliopsida; Asterales; Asteraceae. The record is from the annotation of a GenBank genome assembly.